UCUCGCACGCUUAUCGGUAAAAGCAGUCUAUAAUUCGAGAGAACUCAGGCUGACGUUCAGUAAUCGCACCUUCAAAAUGAAGACGAUCAUUGCUUUCGUCGCCCUCGUGGUCGUAGCCUUCGCAGCCCCUCAAGGUCAAUCGGAUGUUGUCGUAGUAAACGAAGAUCCUUUGGAUAACAUCGGCAUCGAUGGCUACAAAUAUGGCUACGAACUUUCUAACGGAGAGUCGAAGCAGGAAUCAGCACAGGUGAAGAACGUCGGCACCGAGAACGAAGCCAUCCAGGUCACCGGCAGCUUCUCCUGGAUCGACCCAGUUACCGGCCAGAAAUUUCAGGUUGACUACGUCGCUGAUGAAAAUGGAUUCCAGCCUCAAGGAGCACAUAUUCCAGUCUAAACUCUUGCUUUUCUGCAAACCUUUAUUUAUGACGAAUACACCAUUUUUUUAAUUGAA
Cephus cinctus (wheat stem sawfly) is the source of this 451-nucleotide messenger RNA. Its product is annotated as larval cuticle protein 65Ag1. The record is from RefSeq and is a predicted model, not a curated record. Gene Ontology annotation, cellular component: chitin-based extracellular matrix. The transcript has 2 exons. Gene Ontology annotation, molecular function: structural constituent of chitin-based larval cuticle. Bases 77 to 394 code for a protein of 105 amino acids. Lineage: Eukaryota; Metazoa; Arthropoda; Insecta; Hymenoptera; Cephidae.